AUGGAAAUAAAGAAACUUAUGGAUUCGAAAAAAUAUAAACAAACUUUAAAUCUUUUUAAUGAACAAUCUGCAAUUGCAACAAAUUCAACAAUAGUUAUGGCAAUAAAAGCAUGUACUCAAUUACAUGAUUAUAAAACUGGAUUUGAUAUUCAACAAAAACUUUCAUCAAAAUCAUUAAAUGAUCCAUAUAUUCAAACAUCAUUAAUUCAUUUUUAUAUGCAAAAUCAUAAAAUUGAUGAUGCUUAUCGUUUAUUUUCCAAAAUCACCAACAAAUCAAAUCCGAUGUAUGCAGCUAUGUUUAAAGGUUUCAUCACUAAUCGAAUGCCAGAGAAAGCGUUGGAUUUAUUCGAUACAAUGACUAUUGAACCUGAUCAUGUUACUCUUGUUGUUCUACUUAAUGUAUGUGCUCAACUUGCAUCUGAUCGAGCUAAAACAAUUGGAAAAAAACUUCUUCAACAAAUUUCUAACAAUUAUCAAAAUAACAAUAUCGUACUUAAUACAGCAAUACACAUGUUGAUGAAGUUUGGUGAUAUAAAAAGUGCUGAAAAUAUUUUUUAUUCAAUUAAAAAUAAAGAUAAUUUUACUUUUGGUGCUAUGAUGAAAGGAUAUGUUGAAAACGAACAAUAUGAAAAAGUAUUUGAUUUAUAUGAAGAAAUGAAUAUCAAACCAGAUGACAUUAUUUAUAUAAUAGUUUUAAAUGCAUGUGCUGGAUUGUCGAAUUAUCGUGCUAUGAAUAUUGGAAAACAAAUUCUUCAAAAAAUCUGUAAUAAAUGGCAAAAUAACAAGAUUAUAUUAACUUCAGGAAUAGAUAUGCUUAUGAAUUUUGGUAAUGUAAAUGAUGCUGAAAAUCUUUUUCGAUCUAUUCAAAAAAAAGAUAUCAUUGCUUAUGGUGCUAUGAUGAAUGGUUACAAUAUGAAUAAUCAACUAUUAAAAUGUUUUGAACUUUUUGAAGAAUUAAAACAAAAUUUAGUUCCUGAUGAAAUCAUUUUCAAUAUACUUAUUGGUACAUGUGCACAAAUUGGUUUACUUUCAAGAUGUAAAUUUAUAUUUAAUCAAAUUCCUUUACAUAUGCAACAUCAACAACGUAUACAAAAUGCAUUAAUCAAUAUGUGGGGCAAAUCUGGUUCAAUUGAUAAAGCAUAUGAUGUAUUUCAAUCGGUUGCUAGUCCUAAUAUAAUAACACACACAUCUAUGAUUAAUGCAUUUGGACUAAAUGGAAUGGGUUUUGAAGCUGUUAACUUAUAUAAACAAAUUUCUAUUGAUCAAUGUAAUGAUAUUACACAUAUUUGUGUUUUAAAUGCUUGCUCUCACUCGGGACUUCUUAAUCAAGCUCGCAUUAUCUUCAAUAAUAUUCAUAUUAAAACUGAAAAAAUUAUUACUACAAUGAUUGAUUGUCUAAGUCGUUUGUUUUUAUUUGAUGAAGCAGAAAGAUUAAUCGAUGAUUUUGAAAAAUCAAAUCAACCAAAUAUUGUUAUGUAUAUGGCCUUGCUAUCUGGUGCACGUAACCAUGGUAAUAUUCAACUGUCUGAAAAAAUAUAUAAUCGAAUAAAAUCUUUAUUUCCCGAUGAAAAAGAAUGUCUAAUAUCUGGUGCAAUUCUUCUUUCAAAUGUUUAUUCAUCUCGUGGUGAAUUUGAACUAGGAAGAGAUAUUCGAUAUAGGCAUAUAAACAAAUUAAAGCACAAGGUCAAAGUAGGAUUAUCAUGGACUGAAGUAAAUGGUGAAUUAGUGCAAUUUAAAGCUCAUGAUCGUUCUCAUCCAAGGUCAUCAGAAAUCUAUGCUGAACUAGAUCGAUUAUCUUCUGAAUUAAUUCAAUAUGGUCAUAGAUUUGAUUCAAGUUGGAUAACUCGUUCAAUUCAAGAAGAUGAAAGUAUUGAAUCAGUUUUAUGCGGACAUAGUGAGAAAUUAGCAAUUGCAUUUAAUUUCAUUCAACGACCUAUUCCAUCGAUUAUUCAAAUUACUAAAAAUCUUCGUGUCUGUGGUGAUUGUCAUGCAGCUACAAAGUUGAUCGCAAAAAUUCGACAACGUGAUAUUAUUGUUCGUGAUGCUAAUCGUAUUCACCAUUUCUAUUCAAGUGGACAAUGUUCUUGUCAAGAUCAUUUUUAA
Molecule: messenger RNA, 2103 nt
Organism: Rotaria sp. Silwood1
Lineage: Eukaryota; Metazoa; Rotifera; Eurotatoria; Philodinida; Philodinidae
Source: the annotation of a GenBank genome assembly